Durusdinium trenchii is the source of this 306-nucleotide messenger RNA. The record is from the annotation of a GenBank genome assembly. Lineage: Eukaryota; Dinophyceae; Suessiales; Symbiodiniaceae.
AUGCAAAUUCUGCAUUGUCCAUGUGGUUUUGAACUGGGAGAUAUCAAGCCUUGCUUGCCUGGCGACCUGCUCUGGAGCGGAGAUCAAGCCCUUCCCGCCCUUCCCACAGGUCACAACAUCACACUAUGGAGGUAUCACAUGCAUGUGCAGCAUGCGUUGGCAGCAUGGUGUCCGUUGUUUUCAUGGCAGCAUUACUUUCUGCUUGUCGGACACCACUGCCCACAAAGCUUGAAACAUAACACUGCUGAACAGCAGCAAUCACCAAAUACCUUUCUGAAGUGUUUCCGAGUUAUGUCUUUCAAUUAA